AUGUCUAGCACUAACCAGGAUGGAGACACCAGCAACCACGACCAAAUAUUCGUGAAUGAAGAACAAGUACGCCAGUCAUCUAAUUCAGGAAACGAUAAAUGUGGUCCAGGCGAGGACAAGGAAAAGAAGAAGAAUGUGAAUGCGAUGGAAUGGGAUGGCCCUGACGAUUCGCGAAACCCAAGAAAAUUCUCUACGACGAGAAAGGUGUAUAUUACCGGCAACCUGGCGAUGCUGACCUUCCUCGCCACAUUUGCAUCAUCGAUCCUCAGCCCUGCAAACCAGGUUUUGUCCACAGAGUUUGGAAUAUCAAGCGAAGUCUCUAUUCUUGCGACCGCUUUAUACGUGCUAGGCUUUGCGUUUGGCCCAACGGUCUUCGGACCUGCGUCUGAGGUUCUCGGUCGCAGAAAUCCUCUCAGUGUUGGCAUGUUUAUGUUUGCUAUCUUCACGAUUCCAGUCGCUAGAGCACAGAACCCGGCAACGAUCUUCACUUGUCGCUUCAUUAGCGGAGUCUUUGCGUCUGCACCGCUAGCAAUUAAAUCCAAGGCAGGAGGCGGCCUCGCUGAUCUUUAUGAUACUCUCCCUCGAGGAAUCGCGGUCGCUGGAUUCGCGAGCGCGACUUUUCUGGGUCCUGUGCUCGGACCUAUUGCUGACUGUGAUGCAGUUGGCGGCUUUGUCACCAUGUCGCAUCUGGGCUGGCGUUGGACACAAUGGCUUCUUCUGAUAUUGGGCAUAUCCUCUGUGCUGCUAUACUUCUUCACUGUCCCUGAGACCUACAGCCCCGUCCUCUUAUCUCGACGUACGAAGCAGACCCUUCUUGAAAAUCGGAAUGUGGCUAUUCAGGCAGAGGCGAACAGGAAGCCGAUCAAUUUGAGAGAUCUUUCUCGAAAAUACAUACUAAAGCCGUGGAUUAUGAUUGCGCAAGAACCUAUACUCGCCCUCAUUACCCUCCACAUGGGAUUUGUCUUUGCCUUUUUAUACCUGUGUUUUGAGGCUUAUCCUAUUGCAUUUGAGCAGCACCGUGGCUGGAACAUCGGAGUGGGCGCUCUUCCGUUCCUUGCCGUUACCGCAGGUGUACUCGUGGGUGUUGCAAUUAUCAUCUUCCAUACGAAGACCCGCAUGCAGCGGAGGCUGCAGAUCCAUGGUGAAGUACCUGAGGAGCGUUUGAUACCUAUGAUGCUCGGUAGCCUCUUCCUAGCAAUAGGAAUGUUUUGGUUUGGAUGGACAUCUGAUCCAGACAUCACCUGGGGACUGAAUUACUUGAUCGACGUUUACAAGAUGAACGCCAAUUCGGCCAUUUCCAUCAACGCUAUGUUCCGCGGCGUUCUGGCUGCUGGCUUCCCCAUGUUUGCUCCUUACAUGGUAUCAAACCCAAGGUAUCGCUCUAUGGACUACUAG
Molecule: messenger RNA, 1395 nt
Organism: Letharia lupina
Lineage: Eukaryota; Fungi; Ascomycota; Lecanoromycetes; Lecanorales; Parmeliaceae
Exons: 6
Coding region: 1-1395 (464 amino acids)
Biological process (GO): transmembrane transport
Molecular function (GO): transmembrane transporter activity
Source: RefSeq, a predicted model, not a curated record